Messenger RNA from Hyla sarda, 11975 nucleotides. RefSeq lists its product as uncharacterized. Gene Ontology annotation, molecular function: lipid carrier activity. Bases 113 to 11725 code for a protein of 3870 amino acids. Gene Ontology annotation, biological process: lipid transport. The record is from RefSeq and is a predicted model, not a curated record. The transcript is spliced from 74 exons. Lineage: Eukaryota; Metazoa; Chordata; Amphibia; Anura; Hylidae.
AGUCUGUGCUUUGUGAAGAAAGUUUUCAUUCAUGCUGGUCUCUGAGCUCUCUUUGAGAAAAGGACCAAUGUUGCUUUGUUAAUGUGGAACUAAGGGAGGUGAUUCUUGGAGCAUGGAGCUGUGCGCUGUUCUCCUCUGGGCUCUUGUUGCUGGAGUUUACAGCAGUGCACCAGAAAAUGUAGCUGAUUUGGGACCUUGUAUGUCAGAAUGUCCAGGUACCGGUCAGCUGACAUUUCAGAAGGGAUACAGCUAUACCUACAGUUAUUCUACAGUCACUGAAACAUUUUUACAAGGAACUUCAUCGGACAAGAGUCUUCUGACUUUAGAAUGCUUGGUUAGGAUAGAAGUCAUGGGGAAAUGUCAUAUGCUUUUAAAGAUCCAGAAUUCUCACCUGAAGGCAAAUGUGACAUCAAAGCAAGGUUCAGAGAAGGAGUUUGAUGAGUUAAGGAACAUUCUAGAAAUGCAUCCCCUGCAAUUUUCAUAUCAUGAUGGGAAAAUACAAAAGAUUUGUCCAGUGCUAGAUGAAAAGACAUGGGCUCUCAAUGUCAAGAGAGGGAUUCUGAGUGUCCUGCAGGGUAACCUUAAAACACCUUCAGCUGGACGGAGCAUUGAAGAGGUUGAUGUUUUAGGAAAAUGUCUGACAACAUAUGAGUUCAGAGGGCGAUCUGUCUGGAAGAAAAAGGAUUUGACUCAGUGUUCAAACAGGAUAUUAGGAUCCACAUAUCUGAGAUCAGUCCCUCUUCCUGAUAAAACUCAAAUUCUUGACUCCAACCUGGAAUGUAUACAAAAUUUUAAAGAUGGUGUCUUAGCAGAAGCCACUUGCACUGAAUCUCAUCUAGUCACACUGUUUUCCCGAGGAGGAAAUGGUGCUAAAACAAACACUAAAACUCUUCUUAAACUGAAGAAAACAGAAUUAGAUGCUAUUUUGAAUAAAGAGCUUCCUGGAAGAGUUUAUGUGGCCAAUCUGAUGUAUGAAAAGGAAACAAGCGCUGCAAAACCAGGAGGAGAAGAUGCAGCUGAAACAGUCAGAAACCUCUGCCAGUCCUCACAUAUGAACUAUGAGACCACAGAUCUGUUCAUGAGUUUGGUAUUUGAGCUGAGACUCCUGUCUUUUGAAGCAUUGUCUGAUGUUUGGCAAAGGUCAUCAUUUAAAUGCAGAGAUAACUGGCAACCCCUUCUGGAUGCUCUGCCAUCCUGUGGAACUGAAGCCUGUGUUGGUUUAAUGAAAGAAAUUCUGCUUUCAAAGGAGUUAGAAGAUGAGAAAAUGGAAUCGUAUCUCUGGUUACUGGCCUUCAUACCAGAACCAACGUCCAGGAUGAUAGGCUUUCUUACUCCAUUGCUGCAAGACCCACGAGCGGGGCUAAGUGUAUACCUAGCCAUCACCUCCAUGGUACAUCACUUCUGCUUGAUCAAUGGAGGGUGUCAUGAGGUUCUGGAAGUAAAAAAUGUAAUGAAUAUCUUGCAAGAACGCCUGGGAAACAACUGUUCUGCACAAGAGCCCGAGGAAUUACAUCAGGUGCAGGGUUUUUUAAAAGCUAUUGGAAAUGCUGGAGUGGCUGGAAGUUCCCUGAUACCUGCACUUAGAUGGUGUGCACUCUUAAAAACCAACCCUGACAGCACUAGACUGGCCGCUGUGGAUGCAUUCAGGAGGAUUCCCUGCUCCGCUAAUAGAUACAUAUUGUAUCAGCUGUAUCAGGACCUAGAGGAGACAGAAGAAAUACGGAUUGCAGCAUAUUAUACUGCUAUGAAAUGUCCAAGCCAGGAACUAUCACAUUUAGUGCGGCAAACACUCCGACAUGAGACGUCAACGCAAGUGGGGUCUUUUGUAUGGAGUCACCUGUCACAACUCCUCGAAUCUGACGAUCCGCUAAAACAAGCCAUUGCAGAUAUCCUCCCUGACGACAUUCUAACCAAGGAUUUUGAGGGCGAAUCAUGGAAAUACUCCACAUAUUCAGAUGCUACAGUUCAUUCAGAAUCUGUUGGUGCUAAUAUGGAGGGUUCAUUGAUUUUUACACCAUCCUCCUUCAUUCCACGUUCUGCAAUGGCCAACUUGACAAUACAUACGUUGGGGCGGGCAGUGAAUAUAAUGGAGUUUGGAAUUCGCCUAGAAAAUGCAGAAGACCUUCUCAAGUCAAUGUUGGGUCAUCAUUCUUCAACAUUAAAUGAAAUUCUUGUUGGGAAAGAAGAAGACAAGCAGUAUGGUUCUGAACCACCCAUGGAGACAGUAACAUCACCUACUGAUAAGAAGCCUACAUCUAAGAGGUACAACCCUGGGGAACUGCCCGAAAAAAAGGUUGAUCAACAAAAAGUCAAGAAAUCCAAGCACAGCUGUCCAAGUGGAAAGUAUAACAAACUCAAUGACUUACAGCAGAAGUUUACCCAAGGAAUGACUGACAAGAAAGAGCUUCGAUGUGGGCUAAGUAUGAAGGUCUUCGGGAAUGAGCUCAUCUUCCUGGAUUGCGAGGAAGUAAGAAAUACUGUGAAACAAUACUCUUUGAGCCUGGCUGGACUGACAGUAAAACUCCUUAAGGGACAAGAAGUGCAAUACAACAGAAGGUUCACCUUGUCAGUGGACAGUGUUAUGUUUCCCGCUAUUUCCGGGUUUCCAGUUCAGCUUGCCAUCAAUGCCUCAGCCUCAACCAGCAUCAAGAUCAGAGGAAAUAUGGACUUCAAGCAGCAAAAUAAUUUUUUCAUAAAUGGAUAUGUUAAACCAAGCGCUUCCCUCCAGCUCUCUGCCCAUAUGGGAAUAACCGGAGCAAUAGGAAAAAUUGGCCUAAAAUGGGUAACUGGUGCAAAGACGAUGACCAGCUUAGACGGUGGCCUUCACAUGAAGCGUGGGCAGGAUCUCAAGGUGUUUCUGAAUACACAUGAAGAAUCUAUGGAAAUACUAGAUUACAGUUCCCAGUUGUACCUUAUGACAGAUGAUGUUCUGGAAAAAAUCAAAAGUCCCAGAGGUCAGGCUGAAAGAAAAUCCUGCAUGAAUGAGGAAGCAUCUAAGCUGGUGGGCUGGCAGCCUUGUUUGGAACUGUCUUUCCCUGACGGGGAGUAUCUAUUGCCGUUCCCUUUAUCUGGACCAGGAACAGCAUCACUCAUAUUAAAAAAGCAUGACAAGGGGCUGCACCAAUAUCUCCUUGAAGCUUCCUAUAACCAGGUGUCUCAGAAUGAUGGUUGGUUGCCGAAUGAAUCCACUUUGCACUUUUUCCUGGGAACUCCAAAAUCUGAGAUUAAAAGGGAUGUUGGUAUUGACCUAUAUUAUAACAUACCGCUUAGGAAAUUCAGGUUGAAGCUUUUACAUCCAAAAAAGAAGGUUCAGUUGGAUGGACGCAUUGACUCAUCAAGAAAUUCAAGAAAUGGACAUUUAGAGUUAAUAUUGGAUGACAGAGAGAUCUAUUACAUUAAGGGAAUGACAGAUUUGCAGACAGUGGGUGGAGAACAGCGAUAUUCUGCUUUGGCAGAACUAAAGUUAAGCAAGAAUGGCAGCCCCAUCAUACUCUCAGGAAACAUCACUAAACAACUUGGGAAGAAGAUGGCAUUUUCUGCAUCGCUGAAUAACUUAUUCAAGGAAACAGCCUUUGUAACAGUUUUAGUUGACAAGAAAUCUGAUGAAAAAAUGAAACAAUACUCACUAGAGAGUGAAGCGUAUGUUCCAGGAGUAUUUGGGUCAUAUGGUAUUGGACUUCUGCAACACCGUGGAAGUAUAUGGUCAAAUGCCAUGAGAGUCAAGUAUGGACUUUUAGGUGAUGCCAAAUUUCUCCGCCAUGAAUGUGAUACAGGCCAAAAAAUUAAAAUUGACACUGAUUCCGAAGAACAGUACAAAGUUGACUUUGAGCAUGAAUUUCACUGUACACAAAUUCAAACUUUAAACCACAAGGUACAUUUACAUCAUGAAGAGUAUGCCCCUCACAUACAUUCAUACCUGGAGGUGAGCUAUGGGAAACACUGGGAUGAAUUGAACAACAAAAAGAAACUGUUUAUCAGUCAGACAUUCAAGAAUAACUCAAAUCCUUCAUCAUCCAGCUACUUCAUGGAGUUCACCCUACAAGUUGCAGAGAAACAAGUGAACUAUAGGACACAACUUCUGCAUACUCAUUCAGCGCUGGAGAGCAAUACCAAUUUCAAAGUACAGUACAAUGACCGAAUGCCAUUUGUUGCAGGACUACAGUGGAAGGAUACAUCUAAGAAUGAACUAUAUAAAUGGGAAGGGGCAUUCACUAUGGACACGCCAUGGUUGUAUCUCUACUCAGCAUUCAAACUCCAUCAGCCUCAGCGCUAUGUCUACCAGACCAUAAUCGAAUUGUCGGCUGGAAAAGCUCUGUCUGUCAAGAACCUAGUGCUGGAUAUGUUCUACAAAGACACAGGAAGUGAGAAAGAGGGGAGAAUUCAUAUACACACACCUACGGUUACUUAUCUAAGAGCUUCCUCUGUAAAUUUUAUUGGGGGAAAUGCCUUCCGAAGUUAUAGUGAAAUGGUUUCGCUGUGGAAUCAGCUUAUAAAGAGCGAGAUCCACCUAGAAAACAGCGAGAAAAUGAAGAUCAUUUCAUUCAAGAUCAAGGGAUCAAAGCAAGAGUUUAAUGUGACAGUGGAUUACUGGAUCACAGAUCUGCUAAAGAAGUCAAAUUUUCUUAUUAAAUCAGUGUGGGUUGGCCAGAGGAACCCCCCUCUAGUUUUACAGCUGAAUGGACAAAUAGAAGAUGUGAAAAAAGAAGUUUUGUUCUAUCAGAAACGUGGGCUGAUACAUUUUAGGCAUGCAUUUAAACUUCCUGUCCCACAGAGUGUCCUUCUCCAGGAAACCUUCACAGUAGAUAAAAGAAAAAAACAUUACAUAUUGGAAACCAAGCUGGUUCUUGACCAGGUUGAUGAAUGCAUACAGACCGUUGUACUUGGGUACGAAAGUGACAGUCCUUACGUGUGCGCUACCCUUAAACAUCCUUUUAAGAAAUCCCUUCAAACUGUACCUAGCAACAUUGAAGCUUGUGCUUCAACACGAAGAUAUAACUCUGGCAAACAUGAAGUUGAAGCUAUUAUCAAAGUUAACAGGAAAGAUAUCUUUGGUCUCACAGGAAAGUUUGAGAACAAAUCUACCAGGAAAGAAUUACUGCAAGCUGUCCAAAUUGAUAUGACUCAUGGUUUCCAGUUGAGGUUUCCCCGCAGUUUGAGGUUUGAUGGGGAGGUUUUCUCAAGGGAAAAUAGGCAAGAUGGAUUUGAUCAUGGACUGCGUGGAAAAGUAAUAAUCAAUGCCAACAAUACAUUACAGCUGCACGUUCAGUGUAACAAAUCACUCAGUCAAAUUGGUUUUUACUCUCAUCUUUCCCAUCCAUAUCAGUGGAGAAUUCCUCAGAAUUUUACGAUUCAAGCUUUCGGAAAGAAAUAUGGUGGAAGUAGUACGAAUGGAAGCUUCAUUCUACACUAUGAUGGGAAAGACAUGGUAUUAGUUGAAGUUGAUUUAAACCAUGAAAACCGGAAAAAUACCAGAACACUUGGUGUAAGCGUGUCCAUGCAGCAGGUGUUAACCGCUGAUCUGCCGACAGCCGGCUUAAAGAUCAUGAGCAAAUUCCAACCAUCCAGAAUGUCUUUAACAUCCAAGUUUCACUUCAAUGAAAAAUCUUUGCUAAUUGAUUUAUCGGGAUUAAAAGAGCAGAAAGUGGGUCUUGUGUUGUCAUUCGUUGGGAAUCUGGUGCACAACUUUGAAGGUUUGGCUACUGUUCCACAACAGCUUUCCAUUGAUGGCGCUUUAAAGCAAAAAAAGAACAUUAAUGAAGGUUACAUCAGUUUUGCAAAGAAUCGAAAUUUGUACCAAAUCAAUAUGCGGAACAGAAAUAUUUUUAUGAAUGGUAGCCUUCAUAAUAUUAGUAUAAGUUUCUCCCAAAAUGGAAGCCAUGCCCUGCCUGCAGAAACUAAGCUCAGAGCAAACAUACACCUGGAGAAGCUGCAUGCACGUGGACAGGUCUGCAUCCAGGUUGAUGCAAAACUCUUGUGUGUGGAUUUGGUAAAUGCAGCUCACCAAGAGCACCGUAUUAAAGGAAUAUUGUCGCACAACAUAAUGUCAUUGCAGAGUUCAGGAAUUCCAGCAGAGUGUGCUCUUGAACUGACUUAUAACAACACAAACAACAACAAGACGUGUGGUAUGGUACUGGGCACUGGACCAAGUAGGAUUGAUGUAUCUAUGGGCAUAGAGAAAUCAGCAGUACACACCAAACUCGGAAUGAGCUUGAAGCACAAUAUUGAAAAGCUUAAAAAUCAUAAAAUCCCCUACAUUGUGAAUGGUGUCUGCCACUAUCAGAGUGCAAACAAAAAACUUUCUACUGCAGUCAACAUUUCGGUUGAAGGUGAAGACCUUAAAAUUGGAGUUCAGAAGAAAACUGCAGGAAGUACGUCCGACAUCGGCUUCGUUCUCCAAAAUGACCUCAGCUCAAUAAAUAACUUAAUACCAUCAAGCAUAAAGGCCAUUUGCAAUGGGGAAUUCACUUCCAAUUUAUUUUAUGGACAUUGUCAUGGGGAGCUUAUACGAAAAGUCAUAGAGAUUUCAGCUCCUGUCAAAGCUACAUUCAAUGGCUCACUCUUGACCACCAGCUACAAGACCAACAUAUUCGGACUAGCCUCUUCAGGUGACACAUUUGCACGCCUAAAUAUGAACACUGAAUGGGGCCUGCACAACACUAUUGAGAUAGGAUUUAAACAUGCCCUACCUCAACUCCAAAGCCUUGGGAUAGCCAAGGACAGCAAGAUGAGGAUUGUGGCUAUCAGACAGGGAAAAAAUGCCGCAUUGCUCGAUGUGACAGCUGGAAAAUGUGUCUUCAAAGCCACUUGUGAAGUACGAACUGGUAACAAUGGAAGCGUAGUAUCAAGUCUAAACUGGACAAGCUCACUACUAAAUUCAUGCAGCCUUCUAGAGAAGUUAUAUUUACCAAAGAACUUGACUAUGAGCGGCUCCUUAGAGAGAACUCACUGUGACUUUGGCCUCUCGAUGAGGGUUGACUAUGAAGGAAAGGAUGUCAAGAUGCAGCUGAAAACACUAUGUGAUCCUUACACCAUACACGGAACAGUGAAUCAUUCUGUACCUUCCCUAACCACCCUUGGGUUGCCAUUUGCAAACCAUAUUGAGCUUUCUACAUUGACUGGGUCAUCUGUUGGUGGCUUGGUCUUGUUUCAUUCGGGGAAUUGUAUCAUUAAUGCAAAGGCAGACAUUAAAUCUAACAAUAAGACCGAAUGGAUAUUACAAGCAGAAAAUGACUGCAAAUUGUUGAAGGAUCUCAAUAUCCUGUCUCAGGCUCGGAUUAAUGGCUCUGCCGUUAUUAAUGGUUGUGAAGCAGAGAUGCUCUGUGCCCUUACAUUAGAUGGCAACACAUCUACGCUUCAAAUGAGGACUGAGUGCCAGCCAAAGCUAAAAGCGGAAUUUAUAUUCAGACAUAACCUGCCCGUGUUAAAAGAAAUCAGCGAGGAAAGCAAACUGUCCAUCACUGUGGGCAAACAGACAAAUUACAACGUGGACAUUUUACUGAAGUCUGGAACUUGUUCCAUUGAAGUAAAAGGAGAUAUUAAUGCUGACAACAAAUUGCAAUGGAAGAUGGUUGCAGAGAACAAGUGCAAAACUAUCCAGGACCUUGGAGCCCCCAUUAAAAUAGAAGGUUCUGGAUACAUUGUAAUAAAUAAGAAAGCAAAUCUGGACUCCCAAAUGUUAGUGGUGGUUGAUGAAAGCACCCUGCAAGGAUUACUCAUCCUCAAAGCAACAGAGAAAAAACAAGAGCUGGAUGUGAUUCUCACCCAUAAUGUCCAGCCUGCAAUAACUCUUGGUAUACCCACAAGGACCAUGGUAGAUGUGACAACGGAAAGAAGCAGUGAACUAUACAAAAGGUCAAUUCACCUUAGCUGGGACAAUAAACAGCUUAGUGAAGAAGUGAACUUUCUUCAGAAGGAUGAUCACAUAACGUUUGUUUACAAGAUAACACAUAAUCUGGAAACUCUGAAAAAGUUGCUGCUUGAAGAGAAAAUGGAAAUUCGGGCUGACAUAGAACUUGAAGAAAAUAGAAAUAUGAGCCUGGCCACUUACUAUGGACCUCACUUCAUGAAUACCACAGUGCGAAUAAAGAGCAAUGAGACCAGCUGUAACCUGACCGCAACCAUCCAGCAAAACUGGCCUUGGUUACUCCGCAAUGGCAUUUCUGCUUCAAUACAGAGCUCAAUGGAUAUACAAGCAAUUAAUGGAAAACAGGAAGUGUCUGUGGAGGCCGCAACAACACAUAAUGCCUUUAUGUGCACCAUGUCUUCUCUGUCCACAGCAAAGAGCCACAAGGUCCUCCUCAAAAGUGGCCACAACAUCGACUCGUUUUUGAAAUUUGGAUAUCCUAAAGUGAUCCACGUGACUGGAAUAUUGGCAAAAGAAGGAGAUAAAGUAAAUGGUACAUUGGAUUUGGAAUCUGACAAGAAAAAAUUAAGGAUUGAUAUAAAGUCCUUCGUGGAUCAAAGUCACAACAUUGGCGUCGCUGCAGGAGUGAAGCAUUCAAUGCCCUCACUGGUUGCCUGGUCAAUACCAAACUCAAUGCAGGUGCUGAUGCAAGCAGUUUCAACUAGUGCAGAUAUUGGUGGAGUUUUGAUGCUUAGCUGCGAUAAGGGCAGCAACAUUUCCUUCUCUGCUAAUGUUAGAUCCAAGCAGCAGAGAGAGGAGCUUAUUGUGAGAGCAACACACAGUGUAGCGGCCCUGCGAUCCUACAUCCCAAGCUCCAGCACCUUCAUCACAGGGGUCAUGUACUCUACUAAUGAAGCAGAAGGAAAGCUGUAUGUCAAGAUGGAAGAAAAAGAAUUGAAUUUCUCAUCAAAGAUACUUUUUACUGAAAACACAUGUUUAAACAUUCUAUAUCUCAAGCAUUCCCUAGCACAGUUGAAGAACCUUCCAGCACUAAUAGAAGUGAGGACGUUUACUGAAAAAAAACACAGAAAAGUUGCUUUUGAACAUAAAACCCUUUGGGGCAGAAAAGAAUUGGAACUGGCCACAUCCUACACUGGACAGUUUCCAAAGUUAUCUGGAGGUCAUGAGAUAACAGGUGAAUUUUCUCAGUCUUUUGUCCCAGUAGCUCUGCGUCACGCUAAUGUCAGUAUUAAUAUAGAACAUUCAGAGCACAACCAUCAAGAUCAUAUUGCUUUUGGUUGGAACAUUAAAAAUCAGGUCAACCUCUCCUCUUCUCUGAAGAUCGGGAGGGAACGUCUGUACUACAAGGCAAUCUUCUUACAUCCUUUUAAUUUUGCUGUAAAAGAAAUAGCACUGGGUUCUAUGUCGGAAUGGAAAAACACCCAAUAUCAUCAAAAGACAUACCUUGCUUGGAAUAAAGGGCUUCCAGUCAAUGUCACAAUCAUUUUAGAGGACACCGUUUCUAAUAUCUCCAGUGUAUGGAAUGCCUGUGUGGACAUUUUACCAGGUCAGAUGCAACACAUCAUCAAAGACCUUCACAUAUGUGGCAAUUUGGAGAAAACAUCAAACCUGUUACAGGAGAAUGUGAACUUGAAGUGGAAUGACAAAACUCUUGUGCAAAGUCUACUGUAUAAGAGAGAUAGCAAAUUGGAACCUGACAGUCUCCAGCUAGAAGCCACAUUUGAAAACAUCUUUGUACUUGGCUGUAGCAAACAACAUAUUUUAACUAAAAUAGACACGAAUUACAUGGACACCAUGAACCACAUCCUGAAGCUGGAACUUUGUGAUCUCCCACAUCCGAUUGUUUUGUCUGGAAGCCAUUGUCUCGGCAAGGAAGAAUUCCUACAAUCAAAGACUCAGCUACGCGUAUCUCCAGACGAGAAGGAUGAUGCCAUAUUGGCUUUGGCCUUGUUUAACCAUGGGGAAAGUGAAAUACAGAAUUAUUCAAUGAACUUAGAGUUAAAAGCAUCAGCUGCUGUUCAGCUUGGUUUCAAUGGAAAAUACAUGUCAUCUCCUGCCAUCCGGCAGUUCUUCAUGGAGGGGAAGGCUCAUGACAAUGACAAAUGGACCAUAAGUGCUUCGAGUGAGCAGAGAUGUUUUAAGCUGAAAUUUGGACACGUGCCAGGAAGUUCUGAGGAAAAAGGACUACAGCUCAGAGCCUGCAUGGAUUCAAAGCAUUUAGCUACAGUGGAUACUUAUGUGAAUAAUAACAGAUCGCAAGAGAGAUUAGGACAUUUUGUCCUUUCUACAGUAAACCAGAGUCUGAGUUUAUCUUACCAAGGAUGUGGAGAAAAUGUUGCCAAAGUCGAGAAUAUACUGGGAAACCUUGCAUCCAGCCUUAAAAUAAGACUUGUGGAAAUGAAUAAAAAAUUUGAAGUUUAUGUUAUAGGAAUUCAGAAAACUAUGCAGAAAUAUAAUUUUCUCCGUGAAACAGCCGGUUGGCCUCUGGCAUUGUCCCAGGAGAUAGCUGAUGUCCUACAGUAUGGACCAAAAGCAUUUCACCAGAUGUGGAAGCAGAGCAGCUUAAGACAAAUGCUUAGACAUGACCUUCCUUUAUACUUAGAAAAAGUCAACAACUUGGUUCAGCAAAUGCAAGCUGAACUGCAAAGGCCUCUUUCUACUUUAAAAGAUGCCUAUUACGAUGCAACCUUAAAACCACUGGAUGAUGUUUGGAAGGAAAAGACGAACACGAGCCUACACCAAAUCAAUGCAUAUCUCCCAAGUAUUGUCAAGGAUGAAUGGUUAAUGGAGCCUAUCAGACAUAUUUUACAUGGCAUAAAGACUAGUGUAGAUUUGGGCAUCCAUCAGAUUCUGAAGUGGACAGAGAACAAGCUUUCCAGGGCAGUAAGUCGGAUUCGGAAACCUCUGACAGGACUGUUCCAUUAUUCCAGUAACUGCUCUGUCACACUGAGUUUCCCUGUGCUACCAAUGGACUACCACCUUACAGACCUGGCAAAUAUCACUCACUACAUCAUUGAGGAGAAGCUGAUGAAACCACUACGAGAGCUCUACAGCGUGAAUCCUGUAGCAGAGUAUUACCGAUUUAAACGAAGAAUGAUGGAAAGCCCAUUCGAGUAUCACGCCAUCUUGAUUGGAAACAAGCACAUUGUGACCUUUGAUGGAAACAUUGUUGACUUGUCUUCAAAAUGUAGCCUCCUAUUGGCUAAGGAUUUCCUGUACAAUACAUUUACCAUAGUACUAAACCAAGGUACUGGUGGGCAGAGAUCAUUACACAUAGAAAUGAAUCAGGUCGCCAUUGACAUUUUUCCUGGACUAAAGAUAGAAGAGAACUGCCAGAGCCUUGAUCUUCCUACAUUCAAGAAUGGAAUAUCAAUAAAGAAACAUGUUAACAAAAUUGAGGUGUCAAAUCAAGAUGGAAUAACUGUACAAUGUCACAAUCACUACGAUGUCUGCAGUAUCACCCUGGAAGGAUGGCACCAUGGAGUUUCUGCUGGACUUUUUGGCACCAAUGACAAUGAAGCUGGAAAUGAUCUGCUUCUUCCAGACCACACUCGUGCAAACAGCACACACGACUUUUCACUAAAAUGGCAGGUUGACAGUCAGUGUAGUUCUGGAAGAAAGAAGGUGAAGGCCUGUACUACAGCUCCCCAUCAUAAGCUAUGUAAAGCUUUAUUCCAAGGAGGCCAGUCUGUGCUCAGGAACUGCUUUAAAGUGGUUCAGCCUGCUCCAUUUUAUAGAAUGUGUAUAGAAGAUAUUUGUGAUUCCAAUGAGAUUAAGCCUAUCUGUAACCUGGCGGCUACAUAUGUCCAUUUAUGUAAUAGAAACUUUGUUCCUAUAGAAAUGCCCUCCCAAUGUGUGUGAAGCGUGCCACAUCCACAGGAGCAGUGGUGACCGACACAUCUAAGAUGUAUAGUAUCUGAGGAGUAAUAGCACACAAAUAUGUGACCAUUGUAAAAUCUUGUAUUCACCUAAGCUGAUAAAAACUAGUUCCGAACUAACUAGAUCCAAAACAGGGUAUUAAAAACUGAAUGUAUGGAGCAGUUUACAUGUCUGCCCAUGUUCUGCUGUAAGUAACGUGAAUUUAUUUUUAAUAAAGAGGAUUCUUGUUUCA